AUGUUCCUGGUUCCAGCCCAGCUAAAAACACACCUAAAAAUACACACUGGAGAUAAUCUGUAUUCCUGUACUGACUGUGGGAAGAGAUUCACAACACCAGGAGCUUUGGCAGUUCAUCAGAGAGUGCACACUGGAGGGAAGCCUUACUCCUGCUCUGACUGUGGAAAGAGUUUCUCUCGACUGGGCCACUUAAAAACACAUGAACGUAUACAUACAGGAGUGAAGCCUUACUCCUGCUCGGACUGUGGACAGAGUUUCUCUCGACUGGGCCACUUAAAAACACAUGAACGUAUACAUACAGGAGUGAAGCCUUACUCCUGCUCUGACUGUGGAAAGAGUUUCUCUCGACUGGGCCACUUAAAAACACAUGAACGUAUACAUACAGGAGUGAAGCCUUACUCCUGCUCUGACUGUGGAAAGAGUUUCUCUCGACUGGGCCACUUAAAAACACAUGAACGUAUACAUACAGGAGUGAAGCCUUACUCCUGCUCUGACUGUGGAAAGAGUUUCUCUCGACUGGGCCACUUAAAAAGACAUGAACGUAUACAUACAGGAGUGAAGCCUUACUGCUGCUCUGACUGUGUAAAAUGCUUCACAACAUCGGCUGAGCUACAAGUUCAUCAGAGAACACACACAGGAGAGAAGCCUUACUCCUGCUCUGACUGUGGAAGGAGUUUCUCUCUACCGAGCACAUUAAAAAGACAUGAACAUAUACAUACAGGAGUGAAGCCUUACUCCUGCUCUGAUUGUGGAAAGAGUUUCUCUCGACUGGGCCACUUAAAAAGACAUGAACAUAUACAUACAGGAGUGAAGCCUUACUGCUGCUCUGACUGUGUAAAAUGCUUCACAACACCAGCUGAGCUACAAGUUCAUCAGAGAACACACACAGGAGAGAAGCCUUACUCCUGCUCUGACUGUGGAAGGAGUUUCGCUCUACUGAGCACAUUAAAAAGACAUGAACGUAUACAUACCAGAGAGAAGUCUUGCCACUGA
Salvelinus fontinalis (brook trout) is the source of this 993-nucleotide messenger RNA. Its product is annotated as gastrula zinc finger protein XlCGF17.1-like. The transcript is spliced from 2 exons. Lineage: Eukaryota; Metazoa; Chordata; Actinopteri; Salmoniformes; Salmonidae. Bases 1 to 993 code for a protein of 330 amino acids. Gene Ontology annotation, biological process: regulation of transcription by RNA polymerase II. Gene Ontology annotation, molecular function: DNA-binding transcription factor activity; RNA polymerase II cis-regulatory region sequence-specific DNA binding. The record is from RefSeq and is a predicted model, not a curated record.